AGCACAAUGAGUCAAGUGACAGGAUGGCCAUGACAGAGCAAGUUGACGGCCUCGCGCACGAGCUGUCGAGCCUUGAUUUCCACCAUCCAUAUACCCCGUAUGAUGUCCAGAACCAGUUUAUGCAGACGGUGUAUCGGGUCCUAGAGACUGGGAACGGGCAAGUAGGGAUUCUGGAAAGCCCGACUGGAACUGGUAAAUCUCUCUCGCUCAUCUGCGCAUCUCUGACAUGGCUUCGGAAUCACAAGGCCACCAGGCAAGAGGCAGCGCUGCGGGAAGCAGGAGAGUCGUACAAAGAUGAACCAGCCUGGAUCGUUGAGCAGCUUCUAUCCCGGAAACGGAAUGAACUGCUACGGCAGUGGGAAGACAGAGAGAAGCGCCUCGCGUCUAUCCGGCUGAAGGAAAAGGCGCAGGAGGAAAGAGGUCGAAAGAGACGUCGUGUGGAUGACGUUUCUGCAGCUCCUGAAACCACAGCGGACGAAGAUGCCGAAUGGCUGCUGGAUGCUGAUGAUGAUGAAGUAAGCGAACGAGAUGCCUUGUCCGGCCUAAGUACGGAAUCACGGGAGAUUCUCGAAAAGAUCGGCCUGGGGGGGCGCAUCUACUAUACAUCCAGAACUCAUUCGCAAUUGUCACAGUUCAUAUCAGAGCUGCGCCGCCCAGUGUUCCCGCCCUCGCUGCCACCGUCUGUUGCAAAAGCGUCAGAUGUCUCCCCAAUGGAGCCCGUGAAGCUGUUGCCGUUAUCAUCGCGGCAAAAGCUCUGCAUCAAUCCAUCUGUUGCUCGCCUUGGGUCUGUUCAAGCCAUCAAUGACCGCUGCGCGGAGCUCCAACAAGCAAAAUCUGGCAAGAAAUGCUCCUUUGUGCCCAAGGAGGAGCUACUCAGCCAAACACACCAGUUUCGAGACUCUGCUCUGGCGACACUCCCCGAUAUCGAAGACUUGCAUCUCCUCGGAAAGUCCUUGUCAAUAUGCCCCUACUAUGCCUCCCGCACGGCCUUGCCCGGAGCUGAAAUCAUCACACUACCAUACCCGCUUCUGCUGCAGCAGAGUGCUCGCGAGGCUUUGGGCAUCAAGCUGGAGGGAAACGUGGUGAUAAUCGACGAGGCGCAUAACAUUCUCGAUGCAAUAUCCAACGUGCACGCCGCAGAGAUUCAGUUGAGCGAUCUGCGCAGGGGUCGCCAGAUGCUCGGAGUCUACGUCAAACGGUUUGGCAAGAAGUUGAAGGGAAUAAAUCGAGUCAACGUAGGGAGGGUUGGGAGGAUCAUUGACGGGCUUUCAGAAUGGCUUGAAGGGGCCCUGAAACUCAAGGUACGGCCGGGAACAGACGAACAUGGGAUUGUCGACCCAAAUGACCUCACGAGGCGCAAAGGCAUUGACCAGAUGAACAUCUACGAACUCAUCCAGUACAUACAGGAAUCGAAAUUGGCCUAUAAGAUUGAGAGCUACGUGGCUCACGUUGAGAACGGGGCAGACGGCAGCACGCCUGGACCUGCCAAAGCCGCCACUCCCGUCCUCCAUACUCUAGUCUCAUUCCUCAUCGCCCUUACGAAUCUCAGCUCCGAGGGCCGGAUAUUCUACCAAAAAACUCACGGGACCACGACGGACGUGAAACUCAGCUACCUCCUUCUGUCGCCAACUCACGCCUUCUCGUCGGUUGCCUCAAGCGCCAGGGCGGUCAUCUUGGCGGGCGGAACCAUGUCGCCCUUCCAAGACUACAAGGACCAAUUGUUUCCUACCCUUGAACCCGAGAAGGUGACAUCACUUAGCUGCGGGCAUGUUAUUCCGCCAGAGAACCUGUGCGUCUGGACUCUCGCUUCGAGCAAUCCCGCGGCGCCUCCGUUCGAGUUCAGUUUCAAGCAGCGAGGGAACAGAGAGAUGAUGACCCAGUUGGGACUGGCGAUCUUGAACGUUUGUAACAUUGUGCCUGACGGAGUGGUCGUUUUCUUUCCUAGCUAUGGCUACCUUGACGAGAUUGUGAAGGUGUGGCAGCAACGCCAGGGGGAGAGCUCCCAGACCACAUGGGAUCGGCUUCAAGCCCGAAAAUCGGUUUUCAGAGACUCCAAGGGGGAAACAAGCGAAGAUGUGCUGCGGGAUUACUCCCAAGCGAUCCUCGGGGCCCGGCCAGCUGGGGAUAAGCGCACCGGAGCGUUACUCUUGAGUGUUGUCGGCGGCAAGAUGUCCGAAGGAAUCAACUUCUCGGACCGCCUGGGACGGUGUGUGAUGGUCAUUGGACUGCCGUAUCCGAACAUUGCCUCGCCCGACUGGAAGGCAAAGCUCGAAUACAUCGAGUCUACGACCGAAGCUCGGCUCAUCAAACAAGGGCAAGGCCGCGGCGAGGCAACGGCUCAAUCCAAGCAGGCGGCGCGGGACUUUUACGAAAUCGCCUGCAUGCGGGCGGUCAACCAGAGUAUUGGUCGGGCUAUCCGGCACCGCGGGGACUAUGCGGCGAUUAUAUUGGUCGAUAGACGGUAUGGCACGGAUCGGAUCCGAGGGAAGCUGCCAGGAUGGAUUCGAGACGGGCUGGAGAAGGACAGUCACGAGAAGGGACUUGGAGCGUUGAUGGGGGCACUGGGGGGCUUUUUUCGCAAGAAGUCGCAAGCGGGCAGUGGUCCGUAG
Messenger RNA from Trichoderma citrinoviride, 2609 nucleotides. Its product is annotated as DNA repair helicase. The record is from RefSeq and is a predicted model, not a curated record. Bases 24 to 2609 code for a protein of 861 amino acids. The transcript has 4 exons. Gene Ontology annotation, molecular function: ATP binding; DNA helicase activity; DNA binding. Gene Ontology annotation, cellular component: nucleus. Gene Ontology annotation, biological process: nucleobase-containing compound metabolic process; establishment of sister chromatid cohesion. Lineage: Eukaryota; Fungi; Ascomycota; Sordariomycetes; Hypocreales; Hypocreaceae.